Molecule: messenger RNA, 4539 nt
Organism: Linum trigynum
Lineage: Eukaryota; Viridiplantae; Streptophyta; Magnoliopsida; Malpighiales; Linaceae
Source: the annotation of a GenBank genome assembly
CAUUACAGAUUACCAAACCAACAAACAAAAUUCAAAUUCAAACCUUGCUAUCAAUAAUUUUUUACAUCAAGAAGGAGGGAGACAGAGAAGCAAUGAUUAAUUAGCAUAUCCAACAUCCCUAAAAAUUGGAUCGAGCUGCUGCUGUUGCUCACAAGAAGAAGUUGUCCUCGGAGAAGGCUCGCCUACCGGAGCAUCGGAGAUGGCGUUGAAUAUCCGGCGUAUGCUAACGGAACGGGCGGUCUUGAAGCUGAAAGAUCGCUUGACGUUUAUGGAGAAAACGGUGGAUGAAGUGGUGAGUACGAGGUAGACCAAAGCUUGUACAAUCACAACACAGUCCGACUUUGGUCAACACGUCCGCCAUAGAUUGAUCCAGAACAAGCUCAUCGAUCGGCACUCAGAAUUCAAUUCAAGAACAGGGCUAGGCUAACCAAGAGUAGAGAGACAAACUGCUUCUAUUGUUGUAGUUUGGCAUUUGGGUUGGAUUCAACGUAACUUGGUAUUUAUAGGCAGAGAGAAGAGAUUAGGGGUAGGAUCGAGAAAGAGGGGGACUUUUAUAAGUUAGAAAUGUGUACUGUAAAUGAUGGAAAGAGUCACGUGUUUUGGUCAAUUAGGCCGACUCUUUCUUUCACUUGUUGGGUUAGAACACGCAAGCUAGCUAGCUAGGUAGGAUCCAAAAACAGGGGAGGUUGAAGAAGAAGCUUCUCUGUUAUGACAGUUAAUGAUGAUGACGGUGAUGCUGAGUUGUCGAGUUUUGAAUUAAAUUUGUUGAUAAGGUGUGGAUGAUGCAGAGAAAUGCAUUAUGAUUUAUGACAAGUAUUUGUUAGAGUGAGCAGGUAACCGAUAAGAUAUGACUUGUUAGCAUUGCAUUCAAAUCGGUUCCAAUCAUUUUAACAAUACUAUCUGGAAUCAACUAUUGUGAUUCGUCAUUCGAGGAUUUAGAAGGCCUUGUUUGUGGUAGCGGGCUCCAAUUAUUUUCUUGUUUAUUUGAUGAGAUGUGGGCUGAAAUAACGAAGUUGGGUUUUUUAUGGGUCGACUUCUUCCUCCCACAGGCUGCAACUCUGGGAUAUGCAGACGUGGAAUCUGGGCCGUUGGCGGGCUUUUCUGUGGACAGCGACAGACGCCAUUGCUCGAAACAAAGAAAGUGUUCUUGUUUGUUGCGCUAUUUGUUAAUCUUCUGUGCAAGCAACCCUACUAAGAUUCUUUGCUUUGUCAAUAGUCAAACUGCAAUUUAAACCCCUAAAAAAUUUAUGAUGAACAAAUAUUGAUGAAUAAACAAAUAUAAAUUGAAUUAUUGACGAUUGAAAUUUGAGUGCAUGCAAAGCUGUAGAAGAAGAAGCUAUUACAUGUCGUUACGUGGAUUGGCGGUUUCGACUAUCUGUAUUUUUGUUUUAAUUCUUCUAGAUAAUUAUAAUAUUGAUGACUCAUUGGGUUCAUCAACGUCUCUUCCCUUCUCUUUCUUCUGUUCUUCUUCCCAUUCUUCCUUCCUUGUCCCUGUUAGUUAUUUAGCCAAACCAAAAUAGAAAGUUUCAGUCUUUGUCUUUCACAUACACAAUUCGGAGAAAACCGGCCUCCAAACUUCCCUCUGCGCGCGCCACGUCAACCCUGUUCCCCCCUUUUCCCUUGCUUGCUUGCUGUUUCGAUUAAAACCCAUGAUGGUGGUGAUCAUGAUGAAGCAAUUAUUGCGCGACUGAAGUAAAAGAUCGAUAGGUUGAACAGCCAUUCAAUUCAAUGUGCGUUUCUUUUUCCAUUUUUCUUUUUCUUCCUUUUUCUGGUUUCCUUCUUUGUCUUUUCUUUUGGCGUUCUUUCGGGAAUCUCACUCUGUAUCUCAUCUCAUCUCACCUUGGUAAUCAUCAAUUUCUGGUCUUUUUGAAGGGAUUGAUCGAUUUUCCAUUCGUUGCUGUGGCUUCGUCCAACUGGGUCCUCGUCUUCCGAUGCUCUCGGUAAGUGGAUUUUCGGUUUACAUGUAUUUCGCGCUUUCUCUCUUAAUGACGCUGGUUUGUUAGGAAAUUUGGAGAAUUGAGGUUUCAGAAUCUGUUGUUUGCCAUAGCAGUUACUGGGUUUGUUGCAGAAAUGCGGUGAAGCAUAUGUAUAUCAAGAUGUGGAUUUGCUGAAUAAGCCAAGUUAUUCUCCGCUCUACGUGUUGCUGUUCUUUCAAGCUAUGUUGAUGAAGCUCAAAGCUUGUUCAUUUGUCUCUUACUCACUUCAAAUCUUACUAGUGGCCCCUCAUGUUCUUGUGGGUCUGUCUUCUGCCUGCUCGCUUUAUUCAAGUAUUCGUUACGAGAUACUGGGCUUGCCUGCUCCCUGUUGAAACUUGGAAUUUGGUGAUUCCAUAUAAAGGAAGGUCAGAUGGCGGUUAUUUAAUCAUAUGUUGGACUGGGGAUGACAGGGUAUUAUGAACACAUAUUACCUAUAUUCUCCUUUCCUUGAUGCCUUCGCGGUCUAUGUUGCUUAUAGAAAUGAGCCAUUUUUAAUUUUUCAGAAUACAAACGUAGCUUCCCCUUUGUUUACAUGUGCAGUCACACUGAGCCUUAUCUUCACUACUCCUCUUCUCCUGUCGGUCCUUCUUUCUUCGCUUAUGGUACCUAUUCGACUGGCUGUAUUUCCGCUGAUCGAGGAUAUCCCUUAUGUGUGCUUUAUGUGUCCUACCUUUUUCUGUAGAACAAACAGGUUGAUAUAUGCUAUUUAGAGUUGCUUUCUUCUUGUCUAUCUGUCUCUCUUGAGGGUCAUCUUUUAAGGCCUUGAAAUAGGAAUUGCAUCAAUUGCAUGUAUUGACACAGUAGCUGAACAUACUGCAAAUAGAACCAACUCUGUUUGUUGGUUAUUCAUCUUAAUAGAAUUCGUACUUUAGCAAUUGGUGAUGAACUUGAUGAAAAUUUGGCAGAACAUGAAUUUUGGGAUCAUUAUUUUUUAUCAACAGGGACUUACUGGCUGAGGGUGGACAAUUUACAAUCGCAAUACUGAGUUUAGCAUAGAGCAGAAGGGAGUGUUGUCCUGAAUUAGCAUUGUCUAAAUGGCUCCAGGAGGCAUCGCCUGCAAGGAAGAGAUAGCCUUUACAGAUGGUGAUACAGUGACAUUAAAUGCAGACUCGAGCUCUCCUUUUAGAAAAGCAGCCUCUCCAUUUGGUGGAAGUCUUGGGACAUCAGCUGGCAAUGUUCAGGAUUUACUGGAAUGUCCUGUGUGCAUGAAUCUCAUUUACCCUCCAAUUUACCAGUGUCCCAAUGGCCAUACGCUAUGCGAGAAAUGCAAAGCAAGAGUGCGUAACUCAUGCCCUACUUGUCGUGGAGAACUUGGAAACAUAAGGUGCUUGGCACUAGAGAGAGUUGCUGAGUCGCUAGAAGUUCCUUGUAAAUACCAGCAUUUUGGCUGUUAUGAGAUAUUUCCAUACUAUAGCAAGCAAAGCCAUGAAAAGAGCUGCAAAUACCGUCCCUAUGGCUGCCCUUAUGCUGGUGCCGAAUGUUCUAUCACUGGAGACAUCCCACAGCUUGUUACGCACCUCAAGAACGAUCACAAGGUCGAUAUGCAUGAUGGGUGUACCUUCAAUCACAGAUACGUGAAGUCUAAUCCCCAAGAAAUUGACAAUGCGACAUGGAUGUUAACUGUCUUCAAUUGCUUUGGCCGACCGUUCUGCUUACACUUUGAGGCCUUUCGUCUUGGGAUGGCUCCGGUUUACAUGGCUUUCCUGAGAUUCAUGGGUACAGAAGAUGAGGCGCGACAGUUUAGUUACACCUUGGAAGUGGGUGGGAAUGGGAGAAAGCUGAUAUGGCAAGGUAUACCAAGGAGCAUCCGGGAUAGCCAUAGGAAAGUAAGAGAGAGCCAGGAUGGAUUAAUCAUUCAGAGAAACUUGGCACUUUUUUUCUCUGGUGGGGACAGACAGGAGCUGAAGCUGAAGGUUUCCGGGCGCAUAUGGAAAGAGCAGUAAGAAUAUGCGUAAGACAUCAACAACAACAACAACAAAAACAUUUGAUUGGGUAGAAUUCAGAUCAAUCAUCCAUCUUUUGGUUAGGUACAGAUAGAUUGCACUAAUUUUGGUGAGAUGUAUUGAAACCGAGAUAUGCCUUCACUGAUGCCUGCUGCAUUGUCAGGCAAAGGAUUCGGGAAGUGAAUAGUAUUAGCUUAAGAGAGGGAAAAGGAUGAUAAAGGUAGUUUGAUGAGAAAGUGAAAGCUUAUGACUUUAGGAAGCGUGCCAUGCAGGGAGUUUGCUGAAAUAUGUAACUUGAUGAUGCAGGACAACCGAAAUGGAGAAUGUUAAUUACAGUUCGAACAUUUCAUUUUUUAAAGCUCACAGGCUGGUCCCGUUUGUCUAAAAUUCUCAUGAUGGUCCCAUUAUGUGAUGGAAAAUUACAAUACUGCCACCCUUGGUCACUUGUCCUGUGAACAAAAUCCCUCGAUGAAAGUGGAAAAUUCAACGAGAACUGUGAGAAGUGUGAUUACCGUAAUUCUUGUUAGCUAUAAGUGACGAGUUAGCUACUUACUUGAUGGUCCAGUUACCAUCUAACGGUUGCAAUGCUGGAGUAACAUCAACAAAAAACGUACCUCUUU